AACACAACAAAACAAAACCAUAUUGGAAAAAAGGAAGUAUCAAGGAAGAAUCACAUCCAGAAAUGUCAUAAUCAGCAACCCUAUCGAGACGCCAAAAAUGGCAGAUUUCGGUACUCUUCUAAGUCCAGGAGUAGAAGCUAGAUUUUCAAUAAAACCAUCAGUAAGAGAAGCAAGUGCGAACUUAAGAAGCGUACCGAUUAAGAAGAGACAAUGCUAUUUUGCCAACGAACGGAGAUUGGUGUAUUACAGAUCUUACACUCAGACUAAUUGCAAUUUGGAAUGUCAGUCAAACUACACAUUUGAGAAAUGUAAAUGCAUUCCCUACUAUUUACCUAGAAACAAAUCAAUUAAGGCUUGUGGAAGAAUGGAUCAAGAAUGCGCACAGGAUGCUAAAGAAAAUAUGGAAAAAACUAAUGGAAAUAGCACUAGCUGCAGAUGUCUGCCAGGUUGCUUCGAGUUGGUCUUCACAGACAUGAAAUCUUUUGGUCAAUUAUCUAAAGAACUGAACGUGACUACUUUUGGGGAGGAUAUGAUCAUCAAUACCACACAUUUGAUGACAAAUAUGGCUGUGGUCCAUUUCUUCUUUUCAAAUUCUCAAUUUUCGAAGUUGGUGAAGGAUGAAUUGUAUGGGUUUACUGAGAUUUUGUCCAAUGUCGGAGGACUACUUGGACUUUGCAUGGGUUUCAGUUUUCUUAGCGUGGUAGAGAUUCUUUACUUUAUAACAAUUAAAAGGAUAUGUAGUUGGAUUCGCGGAAAAAGAAAAAAUAACCACAAAAUUGAAAUGUUGUUUAAUAGCGGCAUUUCAAAAUAUCCAUUUAUGAAAUAGUUACUUGAACAUGUGGAAAAAUGAUAUUAAAAG
This is a messenger RNA of Diabrotica balteata, 859 nucleotides long. Lineage: Eukaryota; Metazoa; Arthropoda; Insecta; Coleoptera; Chrysomelidae. The record is from the annotation of a GenBank genome assembly.